Molecule: messenger RNA, 2027 nt
Organism: Trichechus manatus latirostris (Florida manatee)
Lineage: Eukaryota; Metazoa; Chordata; Mammalia; Sirenia; Trichechidae
Gene: MED28
Product: mediator complex subunit 28
Exons: 4
Coding region: 9-545 (178 amino acids)
Cellular component (GO): mediator complex
Source: RefSeq, a predicted model, not a curated record
UUGCAGACAUGGCGGCUCCGCUGGGUGGCAUGUUCUCCGGACAGCCACCGGGGCCCCAGCCACCCCCGCCGGGACUCCCAGGCCAGGCUUCGCUUCUUCAGGCCGCGCCAGGGGCUCCGAGAACCUCUAACAUUACCUUAGUGGACGAACUGGAGUCCUCUUUCGAGGCCUGCUUUGCUUCUCUGGUGAGUCAGGACUAUGUCAAUGGCACCGAUCAGGAAGAAAUUCGAACUGGUGUCGAUCAGUGUAUCCAGAAGUUUCUGGAUAUUGCAAGACAAACAGAAUGUUUUUUCCUACAAAAAAGAUUACAGUUAUCUGUCCAGAAACCGGAGCAAGUUAUCAAAGAGGAUGUCUCGGAACUAAGGAAUGAACUGCAGCGGAAAGAUGCCCUGGUCCAGAAACACCUGACCAAGCUGCGGCACUGGCAGCAGGUGCUGGAUGACAUCAACGUGCAGCACAAAAAGCCGGCUGACCUCCCUCAGGGGUCCUUGGCCUACCUGGAGCAGGCGUCAGCCAACAUCCCCGCGCCGCUGAAGCAGAACUGAGCACCGGAGCAAAGCGCCCAUCACCCGAAAGAUUGUCUCAUGCAUAAGUCUGCCUGAGGACAGUUGUGCAAAAUACCCAUUCUUGUGGACAUCACCUUUUGGGAGAACUCUUUGCCAGACAAUGAGACAAUUUUCAUUUCAUGCUCCCACCUGAACUUUUCACCCUAUUUUUAUAAGGUGUUUAUUUCUCCAGUACUUUCUAAAGCAUCUAUAGCUUCGAUAAACCAGGUAGAUCUGUUUUGUCUUUAAGUUUAGACUUGGUUUAGUGUGAUGCCAAUUACAGAUGUCUUUUCAUGGUUUUUUGGCUGUUUAUUUUUUCUAUGACUUUUAAUUUCUUCAUGUGUACUUCUAGUUGUUAAUUUGUGUGAUCUGAGGGAGAAAAUCACACUAGUCUGGGCAUCAGGAGAUGAGGAUUUUGGUUGUAGGCGUUGUAUGAUAAUUAUUCCUCAGUAGCAGUGCAGGAACGCAUGUAAAUUUGCGAUGUGCCAGACUCUGAACUACCUCAAGAAGAGGAAUCUAAUGCAACGCGGUCUGUGAGGAGUGAGGCUAUUUUGUAAAUAUGUAGGAGGAUUAUAAUAUCCUAGGUUAGUGUAGUAGUAGUAGUACUGCUUUGGUUUGGGGUAACUUUAUUCUUUGUGUGGUGUUGAAUUAGUUUUUUGCGGGGGUGAGUAGCAGGAGGGGGGGGAUAUGCUAAAUCAUGUUAUGCUCUGCACUAAAUGAACCAGUUUAAGGACCGGGCAGACCUUGUUGUCAUAUAGCGUGGCAGUUGGGUAUAGGUGAAGUAUGAGGAGUUAAAGUUUGCUGUGAUACUUUCUUAGUUCAGUUUAGUUUUCAUCUUGCUUUUCUGGAGCAGAGGCAGUUUCCAUUAAGGAAGCUUCUUGCUAAUGGAUGGUCUUGAUCCAAGAGACUGGGGCCUCAGGGUAGCGGGGUGGGCAGUAGGGUGGCCCUGGGCUACCGGACCUCCACAAAAACAUGCCCAGCCUCAGCCUUUGGGACAUCUUAGCCUCUUGUUAUUUUGUAGGCCCCUCAGAGUCUCUCUUGAAUGGCUAUUGAGAAAUACAGACCAGCAUUGUUCCUGGUGCUAGUUGGAUGAGGUUUUCGUUUCUCUGUUUUAUACAGUCUCAUUAGAUGACAUGCCUCCACCCAGCACAGACUCUCAGUUGUCUUGGAAUGGGGUGCACUUUGUGACUGGUGCCUUGGGUCCUUUUGGUUUCUUUAGUCUUGAAGGCCCCGUCCCACACGCGUCCAAAUCCAUUUAUCCUUCCUGGCCCGGCCUAGAUGCCUCCAGGUCUGUGAAGCCUUUGAACUCCUUUCCUCUGCAUUCCCAGGGCACAGGACUUUUGAUCUCUUCUAUGGCCCAUGCUGGGUUCUCCCUUGUGAGUUAGUGAUUUGUAUCUUUCCCUACUCUUCACUGCAUUGUAAGCCCAUGAUAAUCAUGCAUUAGACCCCUUUAAAAGUAUGUGUGUGUGUGUAUUUUUUUUU